Molecule: messenger RNA, 1218 nt
Organism: Fusarium oxysporum Fo47
Lineage: Eukaryota; Fungi; Ascomycota; Sordariomycetes; Hypocreales; Nectriaceae
Product: EXS family-domain-containing protein
Exons: 2
Coding region: 1-1218 (405 amino acids)
Cellular component (GO): cytoplasm; membrane
Source: RefSeq, a predicted model, not a curated record
AUGGACGGUGAUCCGGCUGUUGACCCGGGGCUUGACUCCUUCAGCUUGGCUUUUCCUUUGCCUUACCGUGUUGGCUUUAUUGCAACUUUGGCUGUCUGGGGAUGGGGAUUAAACCUUCAUUGUCUCUAUCUUUUCAACGUCGACGUUCCACAGUUGAUUCGAUAUCCCGGCCGAGCAUCGCCGCAACAUAUUCCGCACCAUGGCUCGACGUACCGCCUCGCGAUUGCACUUUCGGCGUUGUUCGCAUUAUCCGUGUCUCUCUUUUGGGUUUGCACAUGGGGCAUACCUGAGCGUGUCGUUGCUUUCGGAUGGAUGCCGUUGACAUAUCUCACUGCUUUGAUUGCUAUGUUCGUUGUUCCAUUGAGGAAUCUGCCCAGCGGAGGAAGAAGAAGAUUCUUGGCAACUUUGCGACGCGUGAGCUUGGGUGGGCUUGCUGAGCCGCAGGACGGCAAGUUUGGGGAUAUUCUGUUGGCGGAUGUGUUGACAUCGUACGCGAAGGUUUUUGGAGAUCUCUUCAUUACCCUAUGCAUGUUUUUCUCGGCGGAAGGUUCGUCUACGCAGCGACCUGAUCGCAAUUGUGGAGGAACAGUGCUCGUACCAUUCAUUAUGGGAGUGCCGAGCUUAAUACGAUUUCGGCAGUGCUUGAUCGAGUACUUUCGAGUUCGGCGAGCCCCAUACAAAGAGUCCACAGGAUGGGGUGGCCAGCAUUUGGCCAACGCUCUCAAAUAUUCGACUGCAUUCCCCGUGCUCAUUACCAGUGCUUGGCAAAGGUCGACAGAAGACCCCGACUCCAAAGCAGCUCUUCACAAGGCUUGGCUUGUUGCUGUGCUCAUCAACUCCUUGUACUCUUUCUAUUGGGAUGUGGCCAAGGAUUGGGACAUGACGCUUUUUUCUCCGAAGCAAGAUCGCGAAUCACCCACUCAUCCUUUUGGACUUCGAGAUCGUCUUGUUUUUAGGUAUCCUAACCUCUACUAUCUAGUGAUCGGUAUGGAUCUGAUGUUGAGAUGCACAUGGUCCAUGAAGCUCAAUGGACGUCUUGAUAGGUUCAGCGAUCUAGAGGGAGGCAUCUUUCUGAUUGAAUUUCUCGAAGUAUUCCGUCGAUGGGUAUGGAUCUUCUUCCGUGUCGAGACAGAAUGGUUGAGAAACAACUCUUCAGGCCUUGGAGUCGACGAUAUCCUACUUGGAGAUUAUCAAGGCAAAGACAAUGAGGACGAUUAA